UUGCUGCGCUACUUGACGCUAAUACGAAACCAGGCAACAUCCGUAAAGUCCAGGUUAACAUUCACUAUAUUUCGCAUGAAGGUCAUUUCAGGUGUUUUGGCUUUAUUUCGCAAUGACAUUAUUGCCACGCGUACUGGCGUUAAAGCAACUCAUUAAUCGUGCAAUUAGUUUUACAAGUCUUUGGCUAGCUUGUUUGCUAGCGAGAGAGAGUUAGCAUCAUCAGUGUUAGCCAUCUACAGAAAAGAGCUCCAAAUGCGUCUUAAGGACCCCCUGUCCUUGACAGCCGCCAGCAUGACUAAGCGGACAAAUAAACCAAGAAAACCUCGAGAUGAAGAAUCGUCAGAUGAAGUCAGUGGAUUGACUUGCCAGCAUGUGACGAAAGCAGUGGACUUGAGCUCGGUGAAGAAAGCGAUGUUGUCCAGCUUGUGGUUAGUGUGUGCUGAGUGUCUAAAUGAAAGGACUAUGAUCAACAAUGAGCCUGCAGCAUCUCAAGACAUCUUAAUCUGCCUCAAAUGUGGUUUUCAAGGCUGUAACCACUCAGGGAUUGAACACGCUGUCAAGCACCACAAAGCUUUCCAUCCUGAGUCACACUGCAUCACCAUAAGCUUGAGCACAUGGAGGGCCUGGUGUUUUGAAUGUAAUGAGGAGCUCUCCACUCACUGUAACAAAAAACCUCUGGCGCAGACUCUGGAUUUUCUACAGAAGCACUCUGUCAAGGCAACGUCUGCAUCAACCCCCAAGAUCCUCAAACCAAGAGAGGAAGCCUCAAACUGUAGUGACCCUCCAAGAGGAAAGAGUUCAGUCAUCAGCAGUGCAUUGGUUCCUGUUAAAGGCAUCAGUAACCUUGGUAACACAUGCUUCUUCAAUGCUGUUAUGCAGAACCUGUCUCAAACACACAUGCUCAUUGACCUCAUCCAGGAAGUGAAGGACAAAGGGUACAAAUUGAGGAUCUGCCCUCUCGUUGAUGGCCAUCUGGGUCCGUUAUUAGUAACCCUGCCCAGUCCUGAGCCUCUGACUGCAGCCAUGUUUCUCUUCCUCCAAUGCAUGAAAGAACCAGGAAAAGGUCCAGUCAGUCCCAAGAUCCUCUUUAAUCAGCUCUGCCAGAAGGCUCCACGUUUUAAAGGCUAUCAACAACAGGACAGCCAGGAGCUUUUACACUCUUUACUGGACUCCAUACGAGUAGAGGAAACUAAAAGAGUGAAGGCUGGAAUUCUCAGAGCUUUUAACAAUCCCACAGAGAAGACAGCAGAUGAAGAAACCAGGCAUCAAGUCAAAGCGUAUGGGAAGGAAGGUGUAAAGAUGAACUUCGUUGAUCGCAUCUUUGUUGGAGAGCUAACCAACACAAUUAUGUGUGAAGAGUGUGAACAUAUAUCAACUGUGAAGGAAGCUUUCAUAGACAUUUCUUUACCUAUUAUAGAGGAACGGAUAUCAAAACCAUCCGAACGGAGCAGGCCGGGAAAAGGAAGCCGAGAACACGAAUCCAACACGACACAUAAUGAGCAAGCUAUUUCUUCUGCAAAUGCGGCCAACAGGAAAACAAGGCAUCCAAGUGGACAGAAAACACAGGGCAGGAGGUCUUCUGGCUCGAUGGAUGGAAAGGGUGCAAGCUGCAGUAUGGAACAACCUGAGGAGGAAAGCACUGGGGGAUCAGAACGCCGUGUCUCAGCUUGCAAAAUGGCUGCUUGUGGAAGCUUUUCAGAUGGCAGCGAAACAGAUUCUGGUCCUCGGGACAGCAGUAACGAUGCUGACAGUGAGGCUUCAGAGGGCGAGUGGACUCCUCACACGUCCUUCUCCAGCCAUGUCCAAUCUCACUUGACACCUAAUGUCAAUCCAUCCCCAAUAUCUGCCUUUACCUCAUCAUCAUCAUCUUCUUCCAGGCAAGGUGGCGCUGUAGAGCCACUACUCUACACUUUGUCCAAAGUUAGCCUUGGUUUCAGUUCAGGGGACAGCUCACCCACUUUGCAAUGUUCUCCAGAGGAGCCUACAGAAAAUAGAUCACGUGAUAAUUUCCACCAUCAGCACCACCAGACGGCAUUCCAAGCUCUGUCCCACAGUUACACUCCCAGCUCCAAGGAGUGCUCCGUUCAGUCCUGCCUUCACCAGUUCACCUCUGUGGAACUACUGAUGGGCAACAACAAGUUGCUUUGUGAGAGCUGCACUGAACACAGACAGAAGCUAAUGCGAAAGAGCAGGUCCACUGAUAAAAAAGUGGAAAAGAUCUACACCAGUGCAAGGAAACAAAUGCUCAUUUCCUCACUUCCUCCUGUCAUCACAUUGCAUCUAAAACGCUUCCAUCAGGCAGGGAUGAAUCUACGAAAAGUGAACCGCCAUGUUGACUUCCCUUUGGUGUUGGAUCUGGCCCCAUUCUGUUCAGCAUCAUGCAAGAACUUGGCACAUGAUGAACGUGUCCUUUACAGCCUGUAUGGGAUUGUGGAACAUAGUGGCUCAAUGCGUGGCGGUCACUACACUGCAUAUGUAAAAAUCCGUGCUCCCCAGAGGAAAACCGAACAACAUCACAGGAACUUGUCAGGUGCCAAGGAUUCUAGCAGCAGCUCCCAGGGCCAGUGGUUCUACAUCAGUGAUACUACAGUCCAGACGGUACCAGAGUCCAGGGUUCUUAACUCUCAGGCAUAUCUGCUAUUCUAUGAGGAAAUCCUGUAAUUGGACUCAAUCCCUCUCACAGUAGACAAUUGUGUUUGUCUGUCUAGUACACUUGUAAGCAUUUGAAAAAAAGGGAAAUGAUUGGACUCUAUUUAUUUAAUGACUUAUUUGCAUUUCAAUUUUUCCAUAAAUCCUUAUAUUUGAUAGAUAAACAUGUGAAGAUGCGGUUGCUUUAGGAUUAACUUUUCACUUUUAUUUUGCUAAAACAUGUCUAUCAUUGCUCUCUUCAAAUUACAGUAUGCUUAUUAUUUGAUGCUUGCGGUAACUGUGGUAACACGUCAUAUGAGCGUUUUCAGCAAUCUUUGAAAUCCAGUGACGCUGGUUAGGUUCAGUAGAAGGCAAUUGACAAUUGAUUAUUAUUACUAUCAGUUGGUACUAUAGCAAUACGUGCAUAAAUACAUGGUCAAGUGUAGUGAAAGCCAUAUUUUGUAUGACCCCCGUUAAACAUAUACGCCAAAAUGCAGCAUAUAUAGAAUAGGCGUAGUAAAACGGUUAAGUAUUGGAAAGUAGUAGUAUCUUACUAAAGAAUGUAUCAAUAGGUCACAUUUGCCAAAGAUGCAGCUGCAGGUCAGAGCUAAAAGUAAAAAACAAAUCAAACACAAACUUUUUUUUUUUUUUAGCAGGUUAUAUGUAUUUUGUUGCGCGCACAAUAUACUAAAUUUUUAUCAUCCUAACAAAUCACCUUGCCUUUAUUGUACAGUAUUUAAGUUCUACUGUAAGUAAAUCGGUUCAUUAAAAUUGUCUACUUUGUUACUAUCAGUGAAGUUGGACAAAAUGAUAGAAAUAAAAAUAUACAUCUUAGCUGUAAUGUGCAUGGGAUUACUGCUUUAUGGAUUUAUAUUUGCCACGUUUGAAUCAUCGACAUCAUUGAAUGAGAUCAUACAGUAUUUGUUUUCUAGAUGAAUAUUUUCUUGUUUGUUUGAACAUUUGCCAAACCGGAAUUGGUUGCCAUGUGUAGCCAUCAAAAGAUGAAUACGAGAUUAAACAUAUUAUGUGCCACCUGUAAUCCUAAUGAAACGUGUGCAUGGUGGAAAGAAAAACAUAGAACUGCUCUGAUUGAUAUGACAUUCAUGUACAACAUACAGCUUGUAAUAAUAAUAUAUGUAAAUGUAUAAACAAACAAAAGCAAUGCAAGGUGAUGGUGCUUUAGGCAUGCAGGGUUUUUUUUCCUGUUUAAAGGAGAACUUUUCAUCAUAAAAUGUUGAACUUAUUUGCAUCAAGCUGUUAUGUAUCAUAAACUAAAUAAAUCAGACAUAUGGACAAACUAUUAUUCUCUUGAUGUAUUA
Molecule: messenger RNA, 3947 nt
Organism: Nerophis lumbriciformis (worm pipefish)
Lineage: Eukaryota; Metazoa; Chordata; Actinopteri; Syngnathiformes; Syngnathidae
Gene: usp45
Product: ubiquitin specific peptidase 45
Biological process (GO): protein deubiquitination
Molecular function (GO): cysteine-type deubiquitinase activity; zinc ion binding
Source: RefSeq, a predicted model, not a curated record